Funneliformis geosporum is the source of this 396-nucleotide messenger RNA. The record is from the annotation of a GenBank genome assembly. Lineage: Eukaryota; Fungi; Glomeromycota; Glomeromycetes; Glomerales; Glomeraceae.
AUGGCUAGCCCAAUUAGCAUUGUUAGCACUAACAAAGCACCUGGUGCUCUUGGACCUUAUUCCCAGGGUAUUAUUGCAAAUGGUUUUGUUUUUGUUUCUGGACAACUUCCCGUUGUUCCUGAAACGGGGAACAUUAUAAGCGAUGACAUUAAAGAACAAACGACCCAAGCUAUUACAAAUCUGUCGAAGGUACUUGAAGCGGCACAAACUAAUUUAUCUAAAGUCGUCAAAACAACUGUAUAUCUUAAAGAUAUGAAUCAUUUCCCUUCUGUAAAUGAAGCUUAUGAAAAGGUAAUUACAUGCUUUGGAAAAAGUCGUCCAGCAAGAGCUUGUGUUGAAGUAGCUCGUUUACCUAAAGAUGUUAAAAUUGAAAUUGAUGCCAUUGCUCUUAAUUAA